AUAGGCUAGAGCGGCCUCGUGGACUAAAAUCUUCAUUUCAGGAUUACCCAACGGCUAUACCAGUGUACGAGUAGGGUCUAUCUUAGUAUCUAGGAUAUCGCAGUUGUUUUGCGGCAUCGCUGCCUGACGCACCUCUUCCUCCGUUCUGGGGGCCGGGCGAGCUACAUGCUGGUUGCCACGUAACCGUUGGUGACCUCCUCUUUCUCCGCUUGCGCUGCAUUGUGGAAUUUGUGCGCCUCGGGAACAUUUCAUUGCUCUUGCAAGGUUGCCAAAGCUUGCUAGCCGGGAUAGUCUGUGAUUUCGACCAUUCGGACUUGCAGGUACUGCUGUGUGCCAGAGAGUGUAAACAGCACGGCAUCAGAGACUGAGAGAGUGGCUUGGCUGUGCUGCAAAUCGUACGGACGGUUACGUGGAGGUGAAGGCGAAGGCGACAACACACUCAUAAUUAUAUCCGGCAAUCCACCCGCUUUCCUACUGUGAUGCAAGCGUGUUCGAAGACACCGCAGUAAAGAUGUCAUCGUAAUUGCACACGUUCCUCCUCGCUUUCGGCUUGUACAAGGGGCGCACCAAUGAGAGAAUGGUAUGGUAACACUAAUAGAUCUACACGUCAGUGGUCGAUUUGUGAGCUCUACAACAUUGUAGAUCAGCCCAACACAAACUGUGUCGCUCGCGCUUGUCGAUCUACUCCGCUGUUGUGUGGCCGUGGUGUGCAGGGGCAUCGCAUCGCUAAGAACCCAGGCGUCGCUGGCAUCGAUCACUGAGUGAGGUCAGGAAUCACGUGCACUGAACGAGCCUAUCCAGAGGCCCAGGGAGAGAGAGAGGGUGAGAGAGAGAGAAGGAGUUCUCAUCACCGUGACAACACCCAGCGGCAGCCAAUCAGCAGUAGCCCAGGGCACGCGGCGAGAGCCGGAAUGGAGCGCUCACACCGACGCAUUCUGCAGCGCAACUUUGUGCGUCUGCGUGACAGUCUGGCGGUGAACGGCGAGUUGCUGGGCAGUCUGUUCGGCAUGGGUGUGUUUGGGACCAUAGAGGAGAUGCACGCUAUUCAGUUUGCAGAGAACGGGACAGAACGGCCGCGCAACAUCCAGGUGGAGAGGCUACUGGCUCACUUGCCCCAUGCUGGCUCCAAGGCGUUCGGUCACUUUUGCACCGCUCUCUAUGCCUCAUCUUCAGCCGCCAAUGAAGAACUGGCUAAUUUACUGCAAGAAGACUGUGAAUCAGGAGAGCCAGAGGCGCAAGCAGCAAGCGUGCCACCGAGAGAUGUGCAAUCAUCUUCGCAGGCGCCAUCGUCGCUGCCGCCGCGCACACAGACUGCACCAAGCGCUGUCAAUGCUGCUGGUGCUGCUGGUGCCGCCGCCGCAGUUACCAGUUCCGGCGCGACGCGGCUACUUCACGAGCGCCCCACCGACAGAUCUACAACCGCUCCGCUCCAACAUCCCUCUGCCGACCGCACCAGAUCAUCAGCCUCGAAAGAGGCUGGGAGCGACGCCGGACAAUCAGGUCAGUCCCCACGGCAACACCAGCAAACUGGUACGGCGACAGACACGCCACGAUCAGCACGUGACGCGAUGGCGGUGCCCUCCCAGGUCGCUCCCAGCGCAGCAGCCGCUAGCAAGCUGGUUACGCCUGGCUGGAUGCCAGGUGCGAGCGUGUCAGGCUCAUCGGAGAGUUCUGGCAUGGUGUGGUCACCUCCAUUAUCCCCACACGCUCAACUGUCCUCUCCUACUUCGCCGGAGAAUGCGCCGGCCAGCACAGGUCCACUUGCAGCAGCUUCAGUUGGCGGCAGCUCAUCGAGUACGAUUGCUAGCCCGUCAUCGGGCAGCACUGAGCGAGCACAGGCCACGCAAGUGACCACUGGCAGCAAAGCAGCAUCAUCGUCGUCACAAGCCGCUGGUAGGACAUCACGACGGUCCAGUCUGCUCCUGGAUUCGCCCGUACGCACUCCCCUGCCGUCGGGCAAACCGACUUUAAUCGGCGUCACUCCGGUCGCGAGUGCGUCCUUUCAUCGCUCGCCAUCGCAGAGCAGCAGUGGGUCGCUGUCAGCCGAGACCAGCAGCAGCCCCUCGCCAUCGGUAUCGGUGACGCCAUUGCAUCACUCAGCAUCGCAGAGCAGCACACACAGUUCACUUUCAGCCGAGAGUAGCAGCCCCUCGCCAUCGGUAUCAUUGACGUCUGGCGCGGUGCUCAGCAGUCAACACAGUAAUAGUGGCCAUGGUGACAGCAACACCACUGCUUCCGCCCCCGCCUCAUCACCGCACUCACUGAGCUCCAGCACGUUGCCAUCAUCGCCCCCGGCAACCAGCACAGUGCAGGGAAGUCGCCAAACCAGUACAAGCAGUGAGGGCAGCGGUGGCAUGUCGGCACAAUCACGCCAAAAUGCCACCCCCACCACCGCCGCCGCCGCCACCGCACCACGAGUGUUGUCAGUAGUAUCAUUGCCUGGCGUGGGCACGUCGACCGGGUCUGAGGUUCUGCAGCGCACGCACUCAGAAGGACAACAACCAAUGGUGGUCACGGCAACUGACAUUUUGCAUACUCCCGUCGCUAGGCAACACAGGCCGUCUACCGAAGGCGCACAGGCCGUUAACCUGUCGGGAGAAACACCACCGCCGACGGAGCAAACAAUCUCGGAGCUUGCACAGCUUGUGCCGAGCCUAUCGCCGUCUAGUCAGGACCGGCUGAUAUCCUACGGCCGAUCCCUGGCACAGAGCGGAUCAUCUUCGCUGAUAGCGUCCCCCGGGCCGGAUGCCGCACAGAACGGCUCUGGGGACGACGGUGCGUCCGCUUCAUCCGCACGUCUGCCCGUUUUCAAUUCUGCCGGGUCGCGUGUUCAAGCUCAUGUCGUUUCGGCACACUCUUCGUCGUCAGCUAUUGGGGUGGCUUUGGUUGCUGUUGCUGGUGGUGACGGUGCUACGGCGAACGGUUCAGGUAGCAAUGCUGUGCUGGAUUCUAACAUGUCCGUAACGGCGGCUGGUGUGGGACAGCAACCGUCUAAUCUUACGCCUCUCGUCUACGCUGCGCAGUCCUCGGCCACAUCGACAAUGUUGGCCUCGGCGUCGCCGCAAGACAGCUCUCAGGGGCCACUGCCGAUGCGGUCGCUUUGGCCGGCCACUGGCGGGAACGCCGCCGGCGCUGCGGCUGUCGCUACCGGUGCUACCUGUUCAGUGCUGGCUGCUCCUGCCCAGGUCAGCACCACAGCCAGUCAGCCUGUCAGCUCCAUGCUACAGCGCACAGAGACACGGCCAGUAUCAACCGCAGCAGCAGCACCAGCACCAGCAGCAUCAGCAAGGAGUACGCUACCGGUGCAGGAAAUGGGCGAACACGUCAAUGUCUUCUCAGGGCGACAGGACUAUGGUCUUGAAGCGGUGCUGGAAGAGGAGAUGAGGCGUGUGCAUUGCAUGGUGCAGCUUAUGUCUGACGGCGGAGCGUCAUUGCCGCAUGACUUCAUGGUCAAGACGCUGACGGAAAACGAGGAUGGGACCAUUGCUGUACACGAAGAGAGGCUGACGGACGUCCUCGGCAGGGCCACCUGCAAAGUGUACAUACAGCGGCAACUGCUCGAGGCCACCCAGAACGACGCUCCACAGGCAUUGAUGCAGUUCUUGCGCCGCCGUGGUAUACGGCAAGAGGCGACCACAGUGUUCUGCGAUGACGAGGAGAGACCUAUCGAGGUGCACGCCCUAACCGGAGAAACCAUUGCGAAACAAUCAAGAGCUCCUUGCCACGUUCUGGUGCGCAUCGUUCUCAAAGUCAAGCUGCAGAAGUUCUACUCUCGCCUGGUCGAGCUGGCCGUUCUGCAAUGUCUCGAAGACUACGGAGACGUGGUGGAGAGAGACGCGAUACGCGUGCACAACCGGAUGGCGGGCAGCACCGACCUGAUAGUGGAGAUGUCCAUCGUGGUGGCAUGGCGUCUGUAUCUACUAGCCACAGCGCACCCGGCACUGUUCGCUGGCAUUGGUAUUAUGACGAUGGCAAUCGUGGGACGACCCGUUGUGCUCUGCCUCUUCCCGACGCCACAGUCGCUGUUUGCAGGUCUAGAACCAAAGGAGGAAGCGCAGAGCGAGGAGAUUCUGCGUCGACUGCGUGACUUCGUCAGCGCAACGGACGCGGAAGACAUUCGCCGGCAACCCAACUUUGAGCGGAGGCUGAUGCUGUGCGUGCGCCUUGUCUUUCACAAUCCUCUCCUGCUGCGGACGGUGCGAAUGAUCGUGGAUGGUGCAACACAUGACCAAGUUGACGACAUGCAGCUCAACUGGCUGGCGACGCACGGAUCGUCCACUUCCGCCAGGGAGUUCCUGGCAGCUGCGGAUCGUGGAUUUGUGAUGAAAGUCCGAAAAGCCGAGCAGAAGCAAGCAACCCGGCAAGCCGCCGCAGGUGGACCGAUUGUCGGCUUACCGCCGCUACUGGACAUGAAGUCAUUGAAGGCAGUGGCAAUGACCACCACCACAUCACAACCACCGGCAUCAUCAUCAUCAUCAUCCAGUCCCCUCCUAGCUAGGCUGGCCAAGUCUCAAGCCGAGCUGGGCGCAAGGACAGCAGCGCAGAAUCAGUGGAUUACGACAGAGCACCCGAUGACCGUCACGACCCACCACCAGCGCCAUGGUGAUACUGACGAUGAUGCUAAGGCCGGUGGCAGCAGUGCCAGACUGUUCACGGCCGUGCACGGCGAGUCUCUCUUCGUGGCCGCCAGCCAGCCGCCGUCAGUGUACCGCGCGCCCGUACGGAACUUGUCCAAACUAGGCGGUGGUGGUGGCGACGUAGCGGUGAAAUGGACGCAGGUGCCGAUACCGGACACCGUGGCCGAAUGCUGCGGGCUCUGCAGCGAUGAUCUAAAUCUCUACCUCGUGUCUUUGCCCACGGCCGAGCACCAGCCCAGUCGUCGGAACGAGGUGUAUCGGUUCACCGCCAACGCGGACAAGCAGCACGUGGGCGCCAACGAAAGCUGGACGCUGUUGAAGGGCGGCAUUUCACGGAUUUCGCAGCGCGGCACGACUGUCGUACAGGCCGAGCACGGCCUGCACUUCCUCGGCGGUGAUACUGCAGGUAGCGACAAUGAAGACACGACAAAACCAUCAACCACGAGCACGUAUCACAGACUAACAGAUCACCACUGGUUGACAUCCUCGCCAUUGCCAUCACCAUCGUCAAAAGACACGGAGAGGUUGCAGCCGCUGGCACUGCCAUGCACACAUGGUCACGCCACAACGCGUCACGGCGACAUUAUUCUCACUUCCGACGGCGGCGGCGGUGCGGAAGACAACGCCACACGGCUGCAGAUUGGUGUGCGCGCCCCAACAUCGUCGUCAUCGCAGCUUAAGUGGCUUCCCGGCGGCACCUUCCCGAUGGAAACCGAUCGCUUGGCAAGUCUCGUCGCACUGGAUAACACGUCACUUCUGGUAGGCGUGUGUCGUGCAUCGUCCCCAUCGCAGCAGCAGCAGCAGUCCACGUGUGUGGUCCUCGCCUACGAUGGCGCCAGUAAGGCGUUGAGGAAAGUCGCCAACCUGCCACCAGUGCCUGCAUGUACAGGCGGUGAGGCGUGCAGUCUAGCCGUGUGUGAGCGUAAGCUGUAUGCGUUCACCAGCGCUGCAUCCCCGCCGUCGCACUCAGACAGUGAGCCUUUGAGUAAGGUCAGCAUGCAUACGCUGGAUUUGGCGGGACUGGUUUGACUUGUCGCUCGGCAGCCAAGGGAGUACGCGCUGACUCUGUCUCUCCUUCUCUCUCUCUCCCUCUCUGUUUGUUUGUCUGUCUGUCUCUCUAUCUUUCUAUCUCUCUCUAUCUAUCUAUCUAUCCCCGUCUUUUGACUUCUCUGGACCGAUGUGAAGAGACUCGGUUACACUGAAACACGUGCGUGCAGGCAGGCUCACACGUAGAAUGAUUCAUCUGUUCUUUUAUAUAUAGGCAUGUUUUUUUUGAACAUCUGAUAUCACUAUAUUUUCAUUUCAAUUUCAAAAUGAGUAUUAUUAUAAGGACUGCCAAAUUUGGAAGGGGAAAUUCACGGUAUAAGUCCACGUGAUUUCGUUACGUGAACGUAGACUCGGCAGAAUAGAUUUUCUUUACGUUUCGGGAAUGUGAAGAGAGUUCCCAGGAUUCUUCGCGUCUCGUUCCCAUAGCGUAGAGUAGAACCUCACUAUAGCACCAUGCUAGCAUAUCUUGAAGUAUGUGCCAUCUUUUCUGGUUGUUUGGUUUUCUGGUCUGUCAUUCACGUGUGGGAAUGUACCCACGGUGAGACUCUCGAGUAGUUUGUCAACACCUGCUGUAACUCUCUGUUCGUCGUGAUUUGCGCACGUGCA
Molecule: messenger RNA, 6290 nt
Organism: Sycon ciliatum
Lineage: Eukaryota; Metazoa; Porifera; Calcarea; Leucosolenida; Sycettidae
Exons: 11
Coding region: 912-5666 (1584 amino acids)
Source: RefSeq, a predicted model, not a curated record